Messenger RNA from Ipomoea triloba (trilobed morning glory), 1027 nucleotides. Its product is annotated as ribonuclease 2-like. Gene Ontology annotation, cellular component: extracellular region. Lineage: Eukaryota; Viridiplantae; Streptophyta; Magnoliopsida; Solanales; Convolvulaceae. The record is from RefSeq and is a predicted model, not a curated record. Gene Ontology annotation, biological process: RNA catabolic process. The coding region runs from base 56 to 850 and encodes 264 amino acids. The transcript is spliced from 9 exons. Gene Ontology annotation, molecular function: RNA binding; ribonuclease T2 activity.
CCCUUCUGGAAUUGCAGCAUCAACAUUUAACGCAUUUCAACCUACAAAAGCUUUUAUGUUUGGCAUGGCUUCUCUCCCCGCCCGACUCAUCCUCCUCCCUCUCUUACUGCUUUUUGGCGCGUGCAACGCCAACCUAAUCCGCGGCGGACAUACGCUGAAAGACCAGAAAGAGUUCGAUUUCUUCACCCUUGCUUUGGCUUGGUCUGGCACCUCCUGUUCCAGCGUUAACGACUGCUGUCCCACCAACGGCUGUUGCAGAUCCGACGUUGCUACUGGGUUCACAAUCAAUGGAUUCUGGCCAGAUUACAAUGAUGGGACUUGGCCCUCCUGCUGUGAUGGUGCCACAUAUGACCAAAAUUCGAUCUCUGUUAUAUCGGGAUUCUUGAACACCUAUUGGCCAGCGUAUAAUUGCAGUUCUCCCCCUGCUUGCGGAGUUUUCAUAGCAUCAAAUUUGGCGUUUGAGUGGGCGACACAUGGAACAUGUGCUUCUCCCGUACUUUCCAAUCAAUAUGAAUACUUCUCGACGGCUCUAAUGCUCUACUUCAAAUACGAUAUUACUGAGAUUCUGUUGAAGGCUGGAUAUGUACCUUCAGACACCGUUAAAUAUCCCCUGGAAGGCAUUACUUCAGCCAUUAAAAAUGCUCUUGGGGUAACCCCAAUUGUGAAAUGCAAUGGCCACAGUCCUAUCAGGGAAAUUCAGAUAUGUUUCGAUAAGACGUUACAGCUUGAAGAAUGCCCAACCUAUGCACCAUCAAAAUGCCCUUCAAAGGUCAAAUUACCAAUAAAGAAUGUAACACAGGUGCCGACAACGUCGAACUACCUUUCAUUCCCCGGUGUGCUCAAUUGGUAGAACGCCAAAUGCAGACUGUCCCUUGAUUUGACUUCUCAAGAUGGUGUAUCUCAAUAAUGCUAUGAGUUGCUCAAAAUCUAUCUAAAACUUAUCCCUUAUCGGGGAUUUUGUAAGCAAACUCUUGUAAUGAAUGUUCUACUAAUAAUAAAUAUGGUCAAGGGUUCAGUUAUCAGCUAA